AUGUCCAUGCUCGACAAGUUCCGUAAGGGCGCCGCCAAGGCCGGCAUUCAGGCGACCGCAUUCAUCAAGGAGGGCUCCAACAAGCUCGCGAACGAGUCCCAGCAGUUCGUCCAGGGCUUCACCCUCCCCGGCGAGGCCGAGAAGUCGGCCAAAAUCCUCGAAAGCUUCCUAGCCGAUCCUGAACACCCGGAGUCCGCACUCAACGCCAUCCCCAAGGCCGUCCUCCAGCGCGCGCGCGGCCUCGCCAUCUUCUCCGUCAUCAAAGCCGGCUUCGUCUUCUCGGGCAAGGCGGGCUCCGGGAUCGUCAUCGCGCGCCUCCCCGACGGCUCCUGGUCCGCGCCGUCGUGCAUCGCGACCGGGGGCAUCGGCUGGGGCCUCCAGAUCGGCGCGGACAUCACCGACUUCGUCAUCGUGCUCAACAGCGAGGAGGCCGUCCGCGCGUUCGCCCUCGGCGGCAACGUCACCAUUGGCGGCAACAUCAGCGCCGCUGCGGGCCCGAUUGGCACCGGCGGCGCGGUGCAGGCGAGCCUCGCGCACCCGGCGCCGAUGUUCUCGUACUCGAAGUCGAAAGGUCUCUUCGCCGGGCUGUCGCUCGAGGGCACGGUGCUCAUCGAGCGCAAGGACGCGAACAAGGACUUCUACGGCUCGCCCGUGCCCGCGAAGGACAUCCUCUCCGGGCGCGUGCCCCCUCCCGAGGUCGCGUCGAAGUUGUACGAGGUCAUCGAGGCCGCGGAAGGCGUCGACGAGUCCGGCCUGCCCGAAAGCGCGUACGUGCCCACCGCGGCCGGGGACCACAUGGACAUCCGGCACGGGGGCACGGUCUUCGAUGCCGAGGGGCACUGA
Molecule: messenger RNA, 843 nt
Organism: Epithele typhae
Lineage: Eukaryota; Fungi; Basidiomycota; Agaricomycetes; Polyporales; Epitheliaceae
Product: DUF500-domain-containing protein
Exons: 4
Coding region: 1-843 (280 amino acids)
Biological process (GO): actin filament bundle assembly; actin cortical patch localization
Cellular component (GO): actin cortical patch
Molecular function (GO): phosphatidylinositol binding; actin filament binding
Source: RefSeq, a predicted model, not a curated record